AUGGAUAAGCUGUGUGUGGUGGCCUCGCACCGUCACAUACUUUUUUUUUUCCACAGUCGCCAGGCCCCGCGAUCCAACGGGAGCUGGAGAGUCCAGAGCCCACAGCUCAACCCGCAGCCCAACAACGACCCCCGAGCAGGAGCGGCGGCGGCGGCACAACCCUCUCCGGCAAUCGGCAUGGGCACGCGGGAGGUGUACGAGGAGAAGCUCCGCAGCGGCGCGCACCUCCACCGCGAUCCCACCAUCAACCCAGGCCUCGGCUCGCCUCGGUGCCCGCGAUGCUUCUCCCUCCUCAACCCCACCGCGGGAGAGAGGGACUGGGCCAUCACCUCCGUCCUGCACGACGCCACCGCCGUGGUAUCUUCCAGUUACUUGUUUGGUUUUGGGAUUGGAUUAGUAGGCAUCCAGAAGCAUGUGAAGGGACCAAAGUGGCUGCAGUUGCUCGUUGGGGUGCCACCGCUGCUGAUGUUCUCAGGUGCCAGUGCUGUAUUUGGUGCAUAUGCACUUCCAAGGUUUGCUCAGCUCACCGUGACGUCUUACUACGCUGCAUCAACUGGCUCGCAGUACACGGCUUCUCAGAUCACACGGCAGAUCGAAAGAGCUCAUUUCCAAGAAUCCGACGAGAAAUCUAGAUGA
Miscanthus lutarioriparius is the source of this 636-nucleotide messenger RNA. The record is from the annotation of a GenBank genome assembly. Lineage: Eukaryota; Viridiplantae; Streptophyta; Magnoliopsida; Poales; Poaceae.